GAGGGAUUUCGGGGAGCGCUGAAGCGGGUGAGAGGGAAGGUGGCUACAUCCUCCUUCGCCAAAAGCACCGCCAUGUCUGAGCGCGUGGCGAAGCCGACGUGUCUCCUGGUGGCCAGCGCCGCCGUUGCAGGUGUAUCUGCCGAUUCCUUCAAUCACUCUUUUACAUUGGCGAGCACUGCUUUUAAUCUUCAGGUAGCUACUCCAGGGGGAAAGUCAAUUGAUUUCACUGGGGUUAAUGAAGCAAACAUGCGCUGGAUCCAGGACUUUCGGAUGAAACCGUAUGCAAAUCCUGCCAAAUUGGAAUCAACUGAUGGUGCUAGAUAUCAUGCUUUAUUGAUUCCUGAUUGCCCUGGUGCUAUGACAGAUCUGGCAAACAGUGGUUACUUGGCUAGAAUACUACAGCAUUUCAGCUCUGAGAACAAGCCCAUUUGUGCUGUUGGACAUGGAGUUGCUGCCUUAUGUUGUGCUACGAAUGAGGACAAAUCCUGGGUAUUUCAAGAAUACAGUUUAACAGGGCCCUCUGUGUAUGAACUAAUAAGGCUGCCUAAUUUUGCUAGUUUGCCUAUCAUUGUUGAAGACUUUGCAAAAGAUUCUGGAGCUACCUUCAGCGCCAGCAAAGCAGAUGCAGUACAUGUAGUAGUGGAUAGACAUCUUGUUACUGGACAGAAUGACAAUUCUACUAUUGCAGCUGUCCAGAAUCUUGUUUUUCUUUGCAAUGGCAGCAGAAAGUGAUGAAGUGUCGUAAAUGGGAUGAAUGAGUGAAUGGAGAAGACUUCAUAACUUUGGGAGAUGGAAAUGUAAGCCUUCCUACCUCUGGAAGAGAACAUCAGUGUUUACUUAAAGACAGUAAAGUAAAUCCUGUAGGAAAAGAGUGUCUUCAUGUUUUGAACCUUAUAACCUUAAUGUUUUUCUGUUAUUUCUUUAAACCUGC
Messenger RNA from Sceloporus undulatus (fence lizard), 931 nucleotides. It is a transcript of the gene GATD1, whose product is annotated as glutamine amidotransferase class 1 domain containing 1. The transcript has 8 exons. The coding region runs from base 73 to 732 and encodes 219 amino acids. The record is from RefSeq and is a predicted model, not a curated record. NCBI's taxonomy places the organism in Eukaryota, Metazoa, Chordata, Lepidosauria, Squamata, Phrynosomatidae.